Molecule: messenger RNA, 448 nt
Organism: Prorocentrum cordatum
Lineage: Eukaryota; Dinophyceae; Prorocentrales; Prorocentraceae
Source: the annotation of a GenBank genome assembly
GCCCGACUUGCCCCCCCGCCUGGCGCGCGCCAGUGCCGCCGCGAGCGCAGAUCUGGCCCCGGCGGCGGAGGGCAGUCGGGCUGGCCCACGCCUCCUGGACCAUUUUACACGGUGCAGGGCCGCUCCGGCGGCGCUCCCCGCCGGGGCCCCUCCCGGGCAGUGCGAUGGCCCCCGCGUCGGCGGCUGCCGCCCUGGCCGCGGCCGCGGCGUGUGCCCGUGCGGCCGCCGCGGCGCCCCAGGCCUUCUACUUCGAGAAGGCCACGCAGCAGCUCGAGGACACGUAUUGGCCCCUCUUCGCGAAGCUCUUCCUCACAGAGGGUAAGGACGCGACUUACCCGAUGCCUCCUUCUGAGAAGGUGGUCGAUCUGCUCGAGGGGCUGCAAGGCGUCCCCGGCCUCGCUGUGUUCACGGACCCAGGCCAGCUGCCCAGGGGCGCCGCCGGGGGUCG